Molecule: messenger RNA, 1240 nt
Organism: Acaulospora morrowiae
Lineage: Eukaryota; Fungi; Glomeromycota; Glomeromycetes; Diversisporales; Acaulosporaceae
Source: the annotation of a GenBank genome assembly
AUGUCAACCAGACCAAAGAAAGGUCGAUCGGACUACAAUUACUUGUGUGGGAUGAGAUAUCGACAUCUUGUUCCUCCACCUACCGAUCCUCCAUUUGAUUUGGUUUGGAAGACGGACACAGAAAAAGUCAUGACUGUAAAACGGACAACGCGUACAUUUCAAACAACCCGGCUUCCUCUGCUUAGCGACAGUGAUCUAGGAAUGCCAUAUGACUUGAGUGUCGUUUCCAGUGCAUUCUACGGUGACGAUUCAGUUCUAAAUCCUAGGAAAUUUAGUGGACUUGACAGCAAAGAUGUUGCUCUCUUGGUUCCGGCAAAGCCUUCUAUAAAUGUCAUUCCUGGACUGGCACAAUUAAAGAGACAUUCAAAUGAUCCAAAAACGUGGCUUCGUAGAACCCAGUACAUUAGCGCAUCUGAAAGUGUUUAUAGAGGGGAUAGUAUUACGACAACUAUGGAGAGCCGUAUGGCCACUCUUAAAGCUAGUAAUGACCUAUUGAACCGGACACACGAGGAACAGAUCGCAGCAAUCGAAUACUCUUUUGAAGUAGCGAAUGAUCUAGAACGUCUUAAAAAACUUGAGCAUCAUAAGGAUCCUAAAAUUACACCGGUUGAAAUUCUUCCAAUUUUACCGGAUUUCGAGAUGAGGAAUCGUAUUCUAGCGCAUUGUUGUUUUGAUAGUGAUCCGUGGGAAGGGGUUCCGAUGGAAGAUGAUGAUGAUCAGGGAAACAUGCGUCAAGAUCGAGCUACGAAGGCUUUAGUGAAUCCUAUGGCUAGUGGGAAUGAUAGGUUUUUGAUGCUUUAUGUUCCAUCGGCAGAAUCUGCCGAAAGACUAAAAAAUAAAAGAACAUUUGAAGAAUGCAAAGAUGAAAAUUCCCAAAUUUUAUUUUACGAAAAAUAUGACGAUAUAACGAAAGAGAAACGUAUUCUCUAUUCACCCUUUUCAGUUAGGACUACGUUAAGAAGACGUCGACAAACCGAAAGGAUUAGAGUACCUGAAAAUUAUGGAAAAACCACAUACUUGGAAUCAUCUUACACAGCCCCUGAUUACGAUGAGUCAUUCUGGGAUAGGUAUAGGUCUGAUCGACUUCAUGAACACGAAAUUGAACAAUUGAUGAGGAAAAAACACAAAGGUGAGUCUAAACAGAGGAUAGAAAAUGUUCAGAGUGAUCAAGAAAAAAACAUCGACGAGGAUCACCAUCUGAGUGAUAAUGCUCAGGCAGAGAUAGAUGAUGAUGCUGAAA